UUCUUUUCGUGUUGGAGGGUUUUCGGGAACCAGAUUUUCUUCGGCUGCUUGCUUUGCUUGGGUUUCGUUUGAUUUUUUCUCUCACAAGAAUUUUUUGGUUUAUCGUUGGUUAUGUUAUCCUCUCACAUCUUCUUCUUUUUUUUCUUCAACUUGGCCUCCCCUUUUUUUUUCGGAUUUUCGUGAUGAACUGUAGUAACUAUUUCUGUGAUUUUAUGAUCUAUAGUUGUAGGUGAUUUGAUUCUUGGUGUUUUUGUUUAUAAUUCUUUGACGGACUUUGCUCAAGUCUUCCCUUUUGUGAAAGCAAACUAGUAAAUCUGGUCUAUCUUCUUUCAAUGCCGGAAUUUUCUAGUCGCAGUUGCUACUGUUCUCAAUCAAAUCAAAUUUUGCGAUUUUGAAUCCUGCCUAGAAAAUCUUUCUCCUAACCUAGAAAAUAUUUCUCACCGGUGACUCCGAUUUUGAGCUCUACUUAUCUACACGACAGUGUGUAAAAAGCCCCAAAUUUUCUGAAAUCUUUUGAGAUUCAUCUCAAGUUUUACAAAUUUCGCUUUCUUGAUAUUGUUUUUUGGAGUGCGUAAGCGCUUAGUUGUCUUCCAUCCAGAAAGCUUGACGAAAUUUGUGUACUUUGUCUUGGGUUACCCACAUAAAAUGACGAUUGAUUAGGGUCUUAUCAUUACUUAAUCUCCCAAAAUUGGCCCUUUUUCUUUCUCAAUCAAGCUCUUCCAAACCGCUUCAAGUUCAAGUGAGGCGUUUAUAUAUGUUUGAGAUCACUCAUUCCGACCACAUAAAAUGACGUCGCAAAGAGGGGUCUAGAAUCUACUGUUCCUGGCUGAUGGAUUAAUUGUAAAAAGUGAGAUCUUUACUCUCUAGGUGAGGUGGGGUUGUUUAAUUCUGCGGUGGUGGUGGGGUAGCGGAGGCGCGGCCUACUGGUUGUUACAUUCGGCGUUUUGGGGGCUGAGUGAGAGAGAGGAAGUUCUUGUGACUGUUUGGCAAAACAGCACAAGAAGGAAGACAAGGAUAGCAGCAGAUGUUAUCCACUGCAAACCCUCCUCCAGAUCUCUGUGAAAUCUCGCAACUGAAAAGUGGUGAUGGUGGCAGUGAUGAGAGGGAUUCUGAUACUAAUCAGCAGCAGCUUGGGGUAGAUCUGUUCAAGUCAGGCCUUGAUUACAACAACCCACUUCCCAACUUCUCCAUAAGGGAUUAUGUAUUCAAUACAAGGGGCAAAGAUAUCAAGAAUAACUGGCCAUUUUCUCAGAAGAAUUUGCAGCUUUGUUUGAAGCAUGGAGUGAAGGAUGUAUUGCCUCCUUUCCAGUCUCUGGGUUGUGUGAGAAACCCAUCUAUAGAGGAACAACCUGUAGUUGAUAGUCUAAGGUAUUCUGAUGUGAGAUAUCCUGAGUUGAGCGACCGUGGUGCUCGCAAAAGGUCAGCUGUGAACGUUGAGAACAUCAACUCGAGUGAUUGUGAAGAGGAUAAAGAAUUCCCAUCAACCACAACGAGCCAAUCGUGUUCUGAUAUAAAUUCUGUUCCCCCAACUAAAAAUAGUUGCUCGGAACCAGAAGCUCAAUAUCUGCCAGUAUCUCGGAGUGAAAAGCCCGGGUUUGCAAUUCGGGAGUCCAAGAAGGCUGAAAGUAAUAUUCAAAGCCCAGUUAAGAAGUGCAGAUUGGUUGUGAAGUUAAACAAUAUUGCUGAACUGAGAUCAAACGAAGAUUCGGCUGUGAUUUCAGAAACAAUGGCUUCGAAAGUGUGCCCCGUGUGCAAGACAUUCUCAUCAUCUUCUAACACCACUUUGAAUGCCCACAUAGAUCAAUGCCUUUCUGGCGAGUCCACGGUCAAAUGGACAACAAAUACCAAAGUGAUAAAGCAUAGAAUAAAGCCAAGGAAAACAAGAUUGAUGGUGGACAUAUAUGAAACAGCCCUAUGCUGUACAUUGGAGGAUCUUGAUAAAAGAAAUGGAACAAACUGGGCUUCAAAUAUGGGACUUCACCCUCAGGAUCUGGAGGCAUCUGCGGAGGAGGAGGAGGAGGAGGAGAAGAAGAAGAAGAAGAAAACAUAUUCUCCAGUCGAUUUUGAGGACAUCAGUCAGGAAGGUGCUGUAUAUAUCGACUCAAGUGGCACUAAACUUCGAAUUUUAUCAAAGCUCAACCAUCCACCUUCAAAGCCAAAUGUUAAUGAUUAUGGAGCAUGCAAGUUUGUCAAAAGUGAUAGAGGAAUCAAAUUGCUUUCAAGUAAGAAGAAGAAGAAGCAUACUGUCCAGAGACAUGAGGUUCAGAAGAAUUCUCUUGAUGGCCAAGGAAGUUGCUCUCCCGUUCCCGAUCAACUUCCCUACUGUCCUCCACAUGGUCUGAAAACUUGCUACCCCAGGGUUGAGGUUAGUGAUGAUGAACAGAAUGUAUAUCCUCCUGAAGGUCACGACGGGGAUGAUCCUACAAAGUCCCCCACAGCCUCUGAUCAUAUGAGGUCAGAUGAUUUUGGAAUGAUUAAACAGUGGGUAGGGUCCAAGCGUACUGGUCUGAAAAAGAAGAUCAAUCAUGAGCUUGAAAAUCAGCAUCCAGAUAAAAGUUUGAAGAACUUGCGAAUAAAAAGUGUUUCCUCACUUCGUCAUAGAGGAAAUAGUGUCCCAAUAUCCCCAAUUUCAUCCGAUGAAAAUCCUGUGUUACCUCCUGAAGGCCUCAAAAGAAAGGAGAACCUAUGCAGAUCUCUUGAUGGAUGGACAGAAUUGCCUUCUUUAAGAAAGGGACCCGGUUCUUCCUUGUUGAAAUAUGGACACACAACUGCAAGGAAUAAUCAUUUGAUGUCCUCCAAAUUUAAUGUUAAGCAGUCGAGAAAAGACAGCACAUCAGUUCACAAGCACCAUGUGGAUUCUCGUGCAGAAGAUCAUGCUCCUUCUCGCAGUAAUAAGAGAAUUGGGAUAAGCACCAGUCCGACUGUGAAAAAUGAUGGCUCUUUUAUUGGCUCCAGCACCUCCCACAAUCGUACCUUUUCUUCCGAUUGCAAGAUAGCUACACCUCAAAGAAAAAUGUCUUUGGGCCAUGCAGUGUCAUCUGGAGGUAGGAAAUUUUCGUCUUUGAGGACAAAGUUGUUGUCCGUCAGGCAUGCAUCUGGUGCAGAACCAAAGAAGAAUUUGGGGAGAGAUCUUUCAAGUUUCAAGAACCCUAGGCUGCAUUCCACAUCAUUAUCAGAUGAUGAGGCAGUAGUCUCACAACCUACACUUGAUGCAGAAGAUAAUUUGGGAGAGACUGCAACUCUAAUGGAAAAGAACUGUGGCGAGCCGUUGACCAAUAGAACUAGGGUUUUAAAACUUCGUAAGAGGAUGGGGGGAUUUGCCAACACAGGUGAAGGAGACAUGAUGUCUAAGGGCUCAGAGUCAUCACCCGAGUCUGAUAGUCAUAAUGUUGGGAACAACAUCGAUUCUUUUAUUGGUGGCAGUGUUCCAGUUGAUACAUCCAGUGUCUUAGAAGAAGAGGCUGAAAUUAUGGAUGAUUUUGUUUGUGAGCCAGUUGAAACUGAUGGAGAAGCUUUUGUUUCCUUUAGCAAAUCGUUGGAUUCUGCAUUCCCUGGACUUUCUGGUUCUAACGUUGAAUGUGUUUCACAAUAUUAUAGCAAAGCAUAUGAUGAAACUGAGCUAGUGUUCCAUGCUGACCAAGAGAUGUUUUGUGCAGACAAGAAUUUGGUCACUCCUGAUAGUCAUGAAAUGGCAGAAAUGGAUGGUGAUGAAGCACAAGGAAACUACUUUGUUGAUGUAGAUCCUAUUCCCAUACCGGGACCACCGGGGUCCUUUUUGCCAAGUCCCGGGCGUAUGGGCUCAGAAGAACUAUUGGGACAUUCAUCAUUAACCACCUGCAGGAUACAAUCUUCUGACGAUGGGCACGAAGUUGUUGAUAUGGAUUCAUCAGAUUCUCCCAUUUCUGCAAUGUCGACAGUGUCGAAUUCUAUUGCUGGAAGAUCUAGUUCGAUAUCCACCACUAACUUGUCUGCACAGUCACAAUUUCAACACGAAACUCAACAUGACAACACAGAAGGGAGGGGCAAUCCUGUAGUCGAAGGUUCUCCUUCCUUUGAGCGGAUUGCGAGUGGAGAAAAAGAUCCUAACCUUGUUAAGUCGAAGGCCAACUUGAUGUUACCUGAAGUGAGUCGCGAAGUCCAGAAUAUCCAGCCAUGUUGUUGUUCUAGGAAGGAUGUAUCACUGCAAGGUGGUUCUAUGAGUUAUCAAGAGUCACAAAUUUUAAGGCGACGAACUAUGACUCCUCUCUCGGUUCUUGCCAAGGAAAAGCAGAUAGAUGAUGACGCGAAGAAUGAAAUCCGUUGCAUCAACUUAAGAGCAGACACACUCUCCGAGAAGGAGCCAACUCCUCCUGUAACCGGGAAUUCACCUAUAGGUUACGCUCCCAUGCCUGUUCCUCAUAAUCCCGAUGCAAUGUUCCGAGCUUGUGGCGGUUGUGAGUUUCCGAGUCCUUCUACUUCAAAUCCUGUCUUGAGACUAAUGGGGAAGAAUUUAAUGGUGGUGAAUAAAGACGAUGAUCUGCCUAGCCAGUCGAGUAUGAUGAUAGAGCAUCCUGGUGUGAGGUUAUGUGUUGAAAAUGGUCUCUCUACCAGAAAUAACCUGAAUGAGCCCAACUCCUUUCACCGUAUGUUAUCUCGAGGCCCUUCUUCCAUGUUGGACAUGCAAGCCCGCGCACCUGCACACCAGUUUGAUUUCAAUUCAUCUGAUCCCUUCAAGAUUCCUACCAAUUAUAGGCCAUCGCAGCUGUCUUGCCAUCCAUCAACAGUCAUGUUUCCAAGUAUGAGCUUUGGUGAUAAUGCCACUUGUGCUUCGGGAUGUAAUGAAUAUGGGCAUGGGUUCAGUUUGAUGAGACCAGAUGCCCGGACAAUGUAUGAUACUGAGAGAGUUGGUGCUCACAAGGCAGAUUCUUGUGGUGGCAAACGCAAGGAGAUAAUCAUCAUCGAUGACUCACCAGAAAGUGAAGCUGUGACAAACAUGGAGUCGAGGCAUGUGAACCCUUUCUAUGGCUACCAGAUGCGGGUGCAUCAUCAUCCCUUUAAUGGAUCUGCAAUGGUUCCACCUUCCAGGGGAAUGAAUGGGAAUUUAGGCAAACGGAAUUGCACUCCAGAAGGCUCUAAUGUAAGGCAUUCAAAUUCUUCAGCUGCUUCGUUGCCAUCAUCGGCUCACCUGAGGUCCUUGUAUUACUCUCCUGGCUUUUCAUGACGAACUGCACUGCACUGCACUUCACUCAUCAUUUUGCAUCAAAGUAUGUAUCAUGCAACCUUGAUGGCUUGAGUUAUUUCAUAUUUAGUGACAAGAUAUAGAGUCUGAUGAAGGAUGAGUUUAGAAUCACUCCAGUAGUCCUUCUAUACUGUAUACAAAGCACCAGAAAAGUGUUGCUUCUCUUAGGUUGAAAGCACUUUUUUGGGGGCUUCUUCUCUUAGGUGACUCAAACCCCUCCUCGAGGCUGAUAUGUAAAAGGAAUGGAUCUCUUUGAAUAAUGAGUUACUCUAAGAUAACUCUCUUCUUUUUUGGCCAUCAAA
Salvia miltiorrhiza (redroot sage) is the source of this 5520-nucleotide messenger RNA. RefSeq lists its product as uncharacterized. Lineage: Eukaryota; Viridiplantae; Streptophyta; Magnoliopsida; Lamiales; Lamiaceae. The transcript is spliced from 4 exons. The record is from RefSeq and is a predicted model, not a curated record. Bases 1025 to 5200 code for a protein of 1391 amino acids.